Messenger RNA from Rosa rugosa (rugosa rose), 1438 nucleotides. RefSeq lists its product as uncharacterized. The record is from RefSeq and is a predicted model, not a curated record. Lineage: Eukaryota; Viridiplantae; Streptophyta; Magnoliopsida; Rosales; Rosaceae. The transcript has 2 exons. The coding region runs from base 165 to 1178 and encodes 337 amino acids.
CUCUUUAUUUCCGAUCUAGAUUGGUUUCGGAAAUCCUUAUCCGUGAGAGAAAGGGGACUCCUCGUUGAAUUAGAAACCUAGGGUUGGUGAACGAUUUAAGUACGGAACCCUCGUUCUUCUUUAGCCGCAAAGAUAUCAGAUCAGAUCAUCGCUCCGUUGAAGAUAUGGAAGAGAUGCGUUCUUAUGACCUUCAAGUGUUGCAAAGAAACCGAGGCUUGGGGGAGGACAUGCUUCUCAUCAGACUAACGUUGUUCAAGGCAACAGCCGGCCAAUUUAACAGCAGUUCUUAUGAAGAAUGUCAUCGAGUAGCUGUAAGACGUUAUGGGAUCAGUUUUUCAGAUAUGAAGCGGUAUUUAUCAUCAUCAUCAUGGAAUGAAAACGGGUUUACACGAAAAAUAUCUGAAACUCUUACAAGCAUGGGUGUCCCUCAUGAUUUACUGCCGGCUAUUUUUCAAACAUUGUCUCAGGUGGUUGAGGCGGCCGUCUCUGCCCACCAUAUUGAUGUGGGUGUUUGCGAAACCACUUACCUCGGGGACGGGGAGGGCGCGGGCGCGGGCGCGGGCGGUGGAGAUGUUGGAGGUGGAGGUGGAGUUGGAGUUGGAGGUGUUGUAGUUUUAGGUGUACGUGUAGGUGGUGGAGGUGUUGGAGGUGGAGAUGGAGGUGUAGUUGGAGAUGUUGGAGGUGCUGUUCGAGCUGGAGAUGGAGAUGUUGGAGGUGGAGGUGUUGGAGAUGUUAGAGGUGUAGUUGGAGAUGGAGAUGUUAGAGGUGUAGGUGGAGAUGUUGGAGGUGCUGUUGGAGUUAGAGGCAGAGGUGUAGGUGGAAUGAUUCCUGCGAUUAAAUCAUCAAUUGAUGGUUUGGAGCAAGUGACAGUUGAUAUUACUAUUAUCACACAUUCACCCUCGUGUUCUAUUUGUUUGGAGGAUUUUGCAGCUUUUGUAGAUUAUCAACAAGAACCGAUUACUCGGUUGCCUGCGGACAUCAUUAUCAUGUACAUUGCAUUGUGCAGUGGCUGGAGUUCAGCCACCUAUGUCCUCUCUGCCGAUACCAAAUGCCAACUGAAGAUGAUCAAUCAAAUUGAGGAGGGAGCCAAGCCAGCAUUGCUCAUUGAUCAAAACAGCACCCCUAUGGCAUGCCAAGAGAGCAACUUGUUGGAGGAUUACCACAGAAAACAUCCUUAAUCCUGAUGGGCAAUCCUCUCUGCUUUCAGAGCAACUUGUCGGGGAAUCACCACAGAAAACAAAACAAACUCAUUGAUUCGUGAUAGGUGCACCAAGAGCAACCUGAAAGGGGGUGCUGGCUGCACUUCUUUAGCAUAAAUGCUGUCAGUUCUUCCCAGACUGCAUGGUUGCACUUGGGUUUUUAUUUUUAUUUGUUUACUUAUUUAUGUUUUUUUUUUACUAUAUUAUUAUUUAGUGAAUCACUUGGUUGGAGUUUCAAA